Messenger RNA from Aplysia californica (California sea hare), 1829 nucleotides. RefSeq names its product exostosin-1a. Gene Ontology annotation, cellular component: membrane. Lineage: Eukaryota; Metazoa; Mollusca; Gastropoda; Aplysiida; Aplysiidae. The record is from RefSeq and is a predicted model, not a curated record. Gene Ontology annotation, molecular function: glycosyltransferase activity.
GUCCCCGCCAUGGUCCGGUCGGUGUCUCAGAGCAAGGUCCUGGCCAUGAGGCAGCAGUGUCAGCUGGUCUGGGAGUCCUACUUCUCUUCUGUCGACAAGAUCAUCAACACAGUCCUAGAGGUUGUGAAGAACCGCGUGCACAAACACCAGAUCCGACCCUCCUACCACUGGAACACGGUGCCGGGCGCCCAUGUGGUGCUGCCCGAGUGGUCCGACACCCCCAACCACUUCCCCUUCUACUACGGCCCGCUGGGGGAGCGAGCCACGGACAAGUUCACCGCGGUUAUCUACGCUACCAGCCCGGUCACCGCUUCCUCGCCGCUCUUCCGAGUUUUGCACACGGUGGCCAAGUCCAAGUUUUGUCAUAAGGUUGUGGUCUUGUGGCACUGUGACGUCCCCCCGCCCCCCUCACACCGCUGGCCGGCUGACCUGGGGGUACCUGUCAGGGUCAAGGUCAGGGACAUCAAGUCUGUGAAUGCCCGGUUCUUCCCCUAUGCUGAGAUAGAGACAGAUGCGGUGUUCAACCUGGAUGAAGAUGUCAUACUCACUACAGACGAGGUGGACUUUGCCUUCGGCGUGUGGCUGGAGUUCCCGGAGCGCCUGGUUGGCUACCCAUCACGCAGCCACUACUGGGAGGAGGCGCUGGGCAAGUGGCGCUACUCGUCGCGAUGGACCAAUGACUACUCCAUGGUGCUCACGUCGGCCGCUUUCUACCACAGCUGACCCAGCGCAAGCAGCACAAGGAGACAGCGGCCAGCGGCUCUCAGCGCACCGUUCUCUCGGAGCAGCAGCACUUCCAGCAGCGGCAGGAAUGCAUGGACGAGUUCGUCGAGCACUUCGGCUACAUGCCUCUGCUGCACUCUGUCGUUCGCCUGGACACCAUGCUGUUCAAGGACCCCGUCUCCAACAUGAGGAAGAAGUACCGGCAGAUUGAGCUGGUGCAGUCUUGACGGCAGUCUGCGCUCUAGGCUUGUUGUUGUUGCUGUUGUUGUUGCUGUUGGUGAUGAUGAUGUUGUUGAUGAUGAUGAUGAUUAGGAUGAUGAUUAGGAUGAUGGUGAGGGUGGGGAUGUACUUUUUUUUUAGGUGGUGUGGUGGAUGGUGGUUGAUGAUGAUGGUGAUGUGGUGAUGAUGAUGAUGAUGAUGAUGGUUGCGUACUUGUUUAGCUGAGGUGUGGAGGAUGGUGGUUGAUGGUGGUGAUGAGAUGAUGGUGAUGUUGAUGAUGAUGGGUGGGUGAAUGUGCUUUGAUGUGUGUGAAAUGGUUUUGUCAGUCAAAGUCGUUAUUUUUCGUUGUCGUUGUUGUUGUCAUUGUUGUCGUUGUUGAUGUUGACAGUGAGAAUGCUGCCCUAGUUUUUUUGUUGCUAAAAAACGCUGAAUGAUGAUAGAUCUAGGUGGUGGUGAUGGUGAUGAUGGUGAAGACAGCGAUGAUGAUGAUGAUGAUAAUGGUGAUGAUUGUUGGAUGGAUGUGUGAGGUGAUAAUCUUUGGCUUUUGAACAAUUGCUGUUGAUGACCAUCCUGAUGAUGGUGGUAUGAAUGAUUGAGCUUCUUUUUGUCUGUUAUAAUAUGAUGAAUAUAUAUAUUAUAAUGAUGAUGAUGAUGAUGAUGUUGAUUAUGAUAAUGAAAUUCUUGUUUUACGUCUUUAUGGAUGCGAGUCCUUUUCUUUUUCUUGGUGGGCAAAUGCUUUUGUUGUUGAACAAUGAUGGUGUAAAAUAUUAGUGCCCAUGAUUUUCUCAUGACUGUCUUCUCAUCUUACAGCAAUGUGGAGUGUGUGGUUUUGAUUGUAUAGGAUUGAUCAAUCAUGAUUGAUUGCUUUGUAGGCCUAUUUGUCUGGC